AGCAGGAGGAAAUCGAAGCCAAACAAAGAGAGCGGAUAUCCGAGGAAUGAAUGAGUACGUAAUCAGUUGAAAACUUGAAACCCAACUCAACACGAUACAGAACAGACACCUCCAUUCUCAUCUCUCUCGUUUAUUGUUUUCUGUAAAUUUUUAGGGUUUUGAUUUUCCCAAUCUAAUCAAAAUUCUGAGUUCCCCAAUGGGGGUCUCCUUCAAGGUGUCAAAUACUGGCACUAGGUAUCGCCCUAAGUCCCUUCCCCUUCCACCCGAAGCUUCCCACGAUGGCGCAUCCGAGAAUUCCAAGUCCCAGAGUGAUCUUGUUGAGGCUGGUGAAAUCAUUGCUCGGAUGCCCAAUUCAUCUAUUUCAUCUGAGACUCCUUCAUUAGCAGAGAGGGAAGCUUCUUUCACGUUGAACCUGUUCCCAGAUGGUUAUUCAAUUGGGAAACCCUUCGAGAAUGAGACUGCAAAUCAGUCAAAAUAUCAAGAUUUUCCAAAGUUGUUACAUCCCUAUGAUAGAUCAUCUGAAAGCCUUUUCUUGGCCAUUGAGUCAGGUCACUUGCCUGGGGAUAUUCUGGAUGAUAUACCUGCCAAGUAUGUUGAUGGAGCACUUAUAUGUGAGGUGCGUGAUUAUCGAAGAUGCUCUUCUGAAAAGGGGGCUGGUGCCGUGACUACUGAUAGUUCUCCUGCUGUUAGUAAAGUAUGCCUCAAGAUGUCAUUGGAGAAUAUUGUGAAGGACAUCCCAUCCAUUACUGAUAAGUCUUGGACAUAUGGUGAUCUAAUGGAAGUCGAAUCAAAGAUAGUGAAAGCAUUACAACCAAAACUUCUUCUAGAUCCUACUCCUAAGUUGGAGCGGCUGUGUGAAAGUCCACUUCCAACAAAGCUCAAUUUGAAGAGAAAACGAUUAAGGCAUAUGCCAGAGUAUACUGUUACUUCAAGUAAUAAAAUCCAUGGGAAGAAAGUAUGCAUAGAUAAAGUACAAGAAAGUUCAAUUAACAGGUUGGGUGAUUCAGGAGUUACUGCAUCUAAUGCUAUUGUGCAGCAAACCCUUGAAAAUCCAACGGUUCAAAAUAUUAAUCCAAACGUGGCUAUGGCCUUGAGAUCUAAGAAUUUUAUACCAGAUUCUUCCAUCCCAGGCUUUUUAAUGAUGUCCCAACAACCAAGAUAUCAAAUGGCUGCUGGAACUCCAAGAAGCUUGCAGGAGCAUGGAUCAGUUUCUGCUAUUAAUCCAUCAGGGGCUUCUCCUGCUGCGCAAGAUAUUGUGAUUUCAUAUGCUGAUAACGCAAACUCAAGUGCCUCUCUUCAUGGAAAAAGGGAAAAUCAGGACGGACAAGCAUCUCCUUUAUCCAAUAUUGCAAAAAGAAUGAGGCCUGCUUCCACAGGUGUUGAUGCAAUGCAGCAGCCACAAAUAGGCUCACAUGUUGAAGCUCUUCAAGGAUCGGAUAUGAAUUGGCAGAAUACAUUAUUACAACAACAAGCAAUGCCCAGAGGUAUUCAGUACUCAAGUGGUGGUAUUCAGAAGUUUUCCCCGCAGGUUUUUGAAGGUGGGAUGAAUCAAGAUGCAGGGGCUAUUCAGUUUGCUUCCAAUCAGCCGGUCAUGAGGUUCGUUGCUAAGGAAGAACAGUUUGAAAUGGAAAAAAUAGAUGGUUUAGAGGUAAACCGCAAUAAAAGUGAGAUGGAAAUGGAGACAAGCAAUUUAGAUCCUCAACAAUUACGGCUGCAGCAAAGAUUGCCACAAAAUGCAUUCAUCAGACCUAGUUUCCCUCAGACAACCUGGAAUAAUCUUGGUCAGCAUAUGGAGAAAGAAGCGAGAAAAGAGGACCAGCUUCAGAAAAGGAAAUUAGUACAGAGUCCUCGCUUAUCUACUGGGGCAUUAGCUCACUCCCCAUUAUCUUCGAAAUCUGGUGAAUUUUCUAAUGGUUCAGUUGGACCAAGUUUUGGACCAUCUUCAAUGGCUGCUGCACCUGGAGCAUCACAAAAGGAGAAGACAGCAAUGGCCUCAGUUCCUGCUGCAGUUGGAACUCCAUCUUUGACUUCUAGUGCUAUUGAUUCUUCACAAAGGCAACAACAGGCACAACUAGCUGCAAAACGGAGAUCUAAUUCCCUUCCCAAGGCCCCAGCAAUGAGUGGAGUUGGUUCUCCUGCUAGUGUUAGUAAUGGUGUCCCGUUGAAUGCAAGUAGUCCCUCAGUUGGGACCUCGGCUUUGGUUGAUCAAGGUCUUCAAUCUAUGCUUGAACGUUUCUCGAAAAUUGACAUGGUGACAAUGAGGCAUCAACUUAAGUUUAAGAAGAACAAGGCUGAUGAUUAUCCCAUAGGAAAGCAGAAUACAUAUUCACUAGAGUGUUUUGGAGCAUGUCUGGCCAAUGCAACUAAUAAUGAAGGAUUGAUAGAUGAGACAAAUUCUUUGUCAAAGUCACUCGUUGGUGGGAGUAUGAAUGGGUGCAAAAUGAGAGUCUUAAGUUUCUGUGUGCCUGAGCGUGUGGUUCAAGGAAAUGUUGUUUCCGUAGUUCCCAGGUUGCGUACUAGGAUGAUAAUGGCUGAGAAGCCAUCUGAUGGCACUGUGGUCAUGCAUUAUGGGGACAUUGAUGAUGUUGAUUUCCUAGCUGCAGAGGAUCAUCUCGCCACAUUGCCUAAUACCCAUUUUGCGGAUUUGCUUGCAAAACAGUACAGUUCACUGAUAUUACGGGAAGGAUAUGUGAAGGAAGAGGACCGAAUCCAACUCAAACCAAACCGGGUAAACCCUCCAUUGGGCAGUCAAUCUAGUGCACCUCCUAAUAAUGCGCUAGUUGAACAGCAAUAUGGAGAACCAAUUCUGGGCCAGUCAUCCAAUGAAGUUGCAAAACCAGCUAGUGGCAAUAAUGCAUCUUUAAAUUUAUCUCACCCAAGGAUGUCGCCAGCUGGAAACCCUCAGGCCUUACAGAUGUCCCAAGGACUUCUCUCUGGUGUUUCAAUGCCUCCAAGGCCGCAACAACUGGAUUCACAACAAGCAUUGCAGCAGCAGCAGCAACAACAGCAACAGCAACAGCAACAGCAACAGCAACAGCAACAGCAGCUGCAACAAAAUCAACACCAUAUCAUUCAACAGCAGAAUCCCCAGUUCCAGAGAUCUAUGAUGCUUGGGACAAAUCAGCUUUCACACUUGAAUGCUGUUGGACAGAACUCCAACUUGCCAUUGGGUAAUCACAUGCUCAACAAAGCUUCUGCUCUCCAGAUUCAGAUGUUACAGCAACAGCAACAGCAACAGCAACAGCAACAACACCAGCAACAACAGCCACAAAUGCAAAGGAAAAUGAUGAUGGGACUUGGAACACCUGUGGGAAUGGGUAACUUGAGAAAUAGCAUGGUUGGGCUUGGAAACAUGGGCAAUACUAUGGGAAUGGGAGCUGCGAGGGGAAUAGGAGGAACUGGAAUCUCAGCACCAAUGACAUCUAUUGCUGGCAUGGGAAAUAUAGGUCAGAACCCAAUGAAUCCAAGCCAGGCUUCAAAUAUUACUAAUUCUAUGAGCCAACAAUUUAGGCCUGGAUCAAUAACUCAACAGACUGACAUUUUAUCAAAGCUUAGAAUGGCACAGAAUCGUGGAAUCAUGUUAGGGUCAACCCAGUCUAGUAUAGCUGGCAUCUCAGGUUCCAGGCAAAUGCACCCUGGCUCUGCUAGUCUUUCAAUGUUGGGUCAGCCUCUGAAUAGGAAUAAUAAUAUCAGUACACUGCAGCGAGCAAUUGGACCUAUGGGUCCACCAAAGCUGAUGGCAGGUAUGAAUCUUUAUAUGAAUCAGCAUCAGCAGCAACUUCAACAACCACAACAGCAACAGCAACAGCACCAGCACCAGCAGCAGUUGCAAUUACAACAGCAACAGCUGCAGCAGCAGCAGCAGCAGGAAACACCUUCACAGUUGCAAGCAGUUGUUUCACCUCCACAGGUGGGAUCACCAUCUACAAUGGGAGUUCCACCAUUGAACCAACAAACACAGCAGCAAACAAGCCCUCAGCAAAUGAGUCAAAGAACUCCAAUGAGCCCCCAACAGAUGAGCUCAGGUGCAAUGCAUGCCAUGAGUGCUGGUAAUCCUGAAGCUUGUCCAGCUAGUCCACAGUUAAACUCUCAGACCCUAGGGUCUGUUGGUAACUCCCCUAUGGACAUGCAAGGUGUUAACAAGAACAAUUCUGUCAGUAAUGCACAGUGAAGUUACAAAGCCUUAUAAGUACAAAUCAAUGCCCCUCCUGCCUCCUAAGUAAGCAAAUGAUAGCACCAAAUUCAGCUAUAAAAUGAUUGAGUCGUAAGGGAUGAAGUGAGAAAAUUAUUUACUUUUAAAUAAACAUAAAGCUUAUGGUGUACUUGUAGGGGAACCAUUAUGCUGCUUUUUCACUCUGGAAGGAAUGACAUGUAUUGUGUCAAUUGUAAAUAGUUUCUUGUUUUAUUUUGCACUCAUUGAAAUUGAUGAAUUAGCCUUUUGAUAAUGGGACAAACACGUCAGAGAAAUUUUUGGGGCAUUUUGGCCAAUGUAAGCACUUAUCUAUAGCUACUUUUUUGGAGCUCAGUAGCUGCUGAAGCUUUUUUUUUUUUUUUUUUUUUUUUAAAUUUGUGGGUCAAAAAAUAGGAAGUGUC
Messenger RNA from Gastrolobium bilobum, 4593 nucleotides. Its product is annotated as protein PHYTOCHROME-DEPENDENT LATE-FLOWERING. NCBI's taxonomy places the organism in Eukaryota, Viridiplantae, Streptophyta, Magnoliopsida, Fabales, Fabaceae. Bases 197 to 4171 code for a protein of 1324 amino acids. Gene Ontology annotation, molecular function: transcription coregulator activity. The transcript has 12 exons. The record is from RefSeq and is a predicted model, not a curated record. Gene Ontology annotation, cellular component: SAGA complex. Gene Ontology annotation, biological process: regulation of transcription by RNA polymerase II.